CAAGAAGCCGAAGAAAAAGCACCAGCUCAAAACCCAAUGCGAGAGCUUCGCAUCGAAAAACUAGUUCUAAACAUUUGUGUAGGCGAAUCCGGAGACAGAUUAACUCGAGCCGCAAAAGUGCUCGAACAAUUAACCGGCCAAACGCCAGUCUACUCAAAAGCUCGGUACACUGUACGUUCGUUCGGUAUCCGACGUAACGAAAAAAUCGCGGUCCACGUCACGGUUCGUGGUCCCAAAGCCGAGGAAAUCUUAGAGCGUGGUCUAAAAGUAAAAGAGUACGAACUGAAAAAGAGUAACUUCUCGCAGACCGGGAAUUUUGGGUUCGGUAUCCAGGAACACAUUGAUCUUGGUAUCAAGUAUGAUCCGUCGAUUGGUAUUUAUGGAAUGGAUUUUUAUGUGGUGCUUGGAAGGCCUGGACAACGUGUCUCGAGGAGGCGACGUGCUCAGACUAAGGUUGGUUCUAAUCACCAAGUGACAAAAGAUGAGACGAUCAAAUGGUUUAAGCAACGGGCAGAAUUCAUCAAAGCCGCGGAAGAAGCCAAAGUUUUGAAAAAAAAGCCAAAUAAUGACGAAAUGCUAGAAUUGUAUGGACUGUACAAGCAAUCUAUUCUAGGUGACAAUGACACUAAGAAACCUGGCGGCUUUAGCUUUACGGAUAAAGCUAAAUGGGAAGCGUGGGAAAAGAAAAAAGGAACAUCAAAGGAACAAGCACAAGCAGAAUACAUUACUCUCGUACAAGAACUCAAGCUUAAAGAUGCAUAA
This is a messenger RNA of Ambispora gerdemannii, 762 nucleotides long. The record is from the annotation of a GenBank genome assembly. NCBI's taxonomy places the organism in Eukaryota, Fungi, Glomeromycota, Glomeromycetes, Archaeosporales, Ambisporaceae.